Molecule: messenger RNA, 225 nt
Organism: Aspergillus affinis
Lineage: Eukaryota; Fungi; Ascomycota; Eurotiomycetes; Eurotiales; Aspergillaceae
Exons: 2
Coding region: 1-225 (74 amino acids)
Source: RefSeq, a predicted model, not a curated record
AUGACAACCACCACGCUUUCAUCCGAAAUCGCCAAAGAAUCUUUGAACCUUCGAGCCUACGGCGGAGAGAUCGAGAAUGUGAAGCUCUUGACGCCCUUGACGAGCGACACGCCGAUUGAGGAACUUCGACGACGGUAUCGGGAAGAUGGUGUAAUCUGGAUCAAAGACAUCAUCGACCGAGACCUGGUCAACAAGUGUCGUCGCGAGUACCUCAGCUUCUACUGA